AUGGACGAUUUUGAUUCUUGCAACGGUGAUAAUGCUGUAAGUGUCAAACUAAAUGGUCCAGCAAACUACACACUUGAUGCUGGUGAUACUUAUUUCAUUUGCCUCGAGGAUGACCAUUGCGUCCAAGGACAACAGUUGGCAGUCAAGGCUUCUGCCACCGGCUCUCCGACCAGCAGCCCGUCUCCUAGGCAGUUCGCCAAUGGCCCUUCAAGCAGCAACACCCCUCCGCCACCCCCGGAACAAUCAUUUGCCGCCAGAGUUGUUAAUAUUUCUUUUAUUGUCUCUAUGUCUCUAGUGAUAGCUAACUUUUUUUAG
Molecule: messenger RNA, 315 nt
Organism: Fraxinus pennsylvanica
Lineage: Eukaryota; Viridiplantae; Streptophyta; Magnoliopsida; Lamiales; Oleaceae
Source: the annotation of a GenBank genome assembly